AUGUGUAAAUUUACUUUUGUAAUUCUUUAUUUGUCCCAUAUUUCAUUUGGACAGUAUGCUCCACCAGGUGUUAAUCCCCAACUGUAUCAACAACAACAACAACAAGUACCAAUUCAACACCUACCUCCAAACCAAAAUAUUCCUCACCAGCAAAAUUUACAACAUCAACAACCUCUUCAAUCUCAGCAAUCAAGCCAUGUUAAUCAAGGUCAAGGAUAUGAACAUCAUCAACCUCACCAUCAACAACAAGUUUUGCAUUCAUCUAAUAUGGCCGAAGAAAGCGAACAUAUAAAAAAACAUUUAGAUUUACCAACAUUAGAUACAAGUAAAAUGUCAGAGCAAGAAUUACAAUUUCAUUAUUUCAAAAUGCAUGAUGCAGAUAACAACAACAAACUGGAUGGUUGUGAAUUGAUUAAGUCUCUCAUUCAUUGGCAUGUUCAAGGUGGAAAUGAUGCCGCAAGAGGUAAUGCACCACCACCUGAUGACAAAGUUUUUUUAGAUGAAGAACUAAUGCAACUUAUUGAUCCAAUUUUAACUAUGGAUGAUACUAAUUUUGAUGGGUUUAUUGAUUAUCCUGAAUUUGUGAUAGCUCAAAAUAAAGCUGCUAAUAGCCAUAAAAAGCCAGCCUAA
Messenger RNA from Daktulosphaira vitifoliae (grape phylloxera), 630 nucleotides. RefSeq names its product multiple coagulation factor deficiency protein 2 homolog. Gene Ontology annotation, molecular function: calcium ion binding. NCBI's taxonomy places the organism in Eukaryota, Metazoa, Arthropoda, Insecta, Hemiptera, Phylloxeridae. The transcript has 5 exons. Bases 1 to 630 code for a protein of 209 amino acids. The record is from RefSeq and is a predicted model, not a curated record.